Messenger RNA from Lolium rigidum, 723 nucleotides. Its product is annotated as MADS-box transcription factor 31-like. NCBI's taxonomy places the organism in Eukaryota, Viridiplantae, Streptophyta, Magnoliopsida, Poales, Poaceae. The record is from RefSeq and is a predicted model, not a curated record. The transcript has 6 exons. Gene Ontology annotation, molecular function: DNA-binding transcription factor activity, RNA polymerase II-specific; RNA polymerase II cis-regulatory region sequence-specific DNA binding; protein dimerization activity. Gene Ontology annotation, cellular component: nucleus. Bases 1 to 723 code for a protein of 240 amino acids. Gene Ontology annotation, biological process: positive regulation of transcription by RNA polymerase II.
AUGGGGCGUGGGAAAGUAGAGCUUAAGAAGAUUGAGAACACGACGAGCCGCCAAGUUACCUUCUCCAAGAGGCGGAUGGGGCUGCUCAAGAAGGCAAAUGAGCUUGCCAUUCUUUGUGAUGCGCAGGUUGGGGUCAUUGUUUUCUCUGGCAGUGGCAAGAUGUAUGAGUACUCCAGCCCUCCAUGGAGGAUUGCAAAUAUCUUUGACAGAUAUCUGAAAGCCCCCAGCACCCGAUUUGAUGAGAUGGAUAUCCAGCAGAAAAUCAUCCAUGAGAUGACAAGAAUGAAGGAUGAGAGCAACAGGCUAAAGAUCAUCAUGAGACAGUACAUGGGUGAGGACCUGGAUUCACUGACUCUGCAAGAUGUGAGUAACCUUGAGCAGCAGAUUGACUUCUCUCUGUACAAAGUUCGUCUGAGGAAGCAACAACUACUUGACCAGCAGCUGCUCGGGAUGCGCCACAGGGAGAUGGACAUUCCAGAGGACCAGAGCAACUACAUGUUCCACAUGAAUCCGGUGAGGGAUCAGCAGGGCCAGGUAGCAGACAUGAUCAACCCGAAGCUGUUCCCAAUGUGGGAUGUUGGUGAGCACAUCUACGGCCAGGACGCCGAGUCCUCCAUGACGACUCUGAAGCUCUCACCGCAGCUGCAAGAGUACAAGCUCCAGCCGCUGCAGCCCAACCUGCAGGAGACCAACAUCCAUGGCUACGUCCUCAGGCUCUGGUAA